Maudiozyma saulgeensis is the source of this 1614-nucleotide messenger RNA. Lineage: Eukaryota; Fungi; Ascomycota; Saccharomycetes; Saccharomycetales; Saccharomycetaceae. The record is from the annotation of a GenBank genome assembly.
AUGUCCUAUAAUUAUAACGAUAACAAAGAGUAUUCAGAAAGUAAUAGAAGACCGUCAAGUUCUAAAAAAAUGAAUAUCCAAGGUGGUGGUGGUAGCGGACGAUUUCAAAAGAAUAGUUUCAAAAAUAAUUCAAGAGGUAAACCUCAAUUCAAGAGAGGUAAUCAAUUCGAUUCAAAUGGAUCGAAUGAUAAUAAGAAAAGAGUACGACGUAAUGUUGAUGAACAACGUAAAGCACCAUCAAGGUACUCAUCUUCGUCUCAAGAAACCGAUAUGAAUAGUCUUGCCGCAUUGCGUACCUCACGUUAUGAAGGUUCUCAUUCUCAAGGUACAAGUAGACAAACGGAUUCAAGAUAUCAUAACCAACGUGAAGAUGUUAAACAACUACCAAAUACAAAAUUUUUAGCACAACUACCAAAGGGGCCAAGGGCUUCCUCAUCUAGCGCAUCUCGUUAUUCUAACAGUAACAAUAGUCAUGAUAAUACCAAUAAUUCACUACAGGAUAGAAAAUCACCAAUACCUAUGGGCACCAGAGCCCAAAUAAAAAAUCAACCUUCAAGGUAUAGAAAGAAAAUUAAUCCAACUUAUAUUAUCCAAAAACGUACUUCAUCAAUAUAUGAUAGAAUAUUACAAGUUGGUGAAGGUACAUAUGGUAAGGUGUAUAAAGCAAAAAAUACAAAUACAGAUAGUUUAGUAGCAUUGAAAAAAUUAAGAUUACAAAAUGAGAGAGAAGGUUUCCCGAUAACUUCGAUUAGAGAAAUUAAAUUAUUGCAAACAUUUGAUCAUCCUAAUGUGGCAACCAUUAGAGAAAUUAUGGUAGAACAAAAUCGUAAUAUAUAUAUGAUAUUUGAAUAUGCAGAUAACGACUUAGGUGGACUUCUUCUUAACAAAAAUAUUACCAUUUCGGAUGCUCAAAAGAAAGAUAUAUUAAAGCAAUUAUUACAAGGUUGUGAAUAUUUACAUAAAAAUGAAAUACUGCAUAGAGAUAUCAAAGGUUCCAAUAUAUUAGUUGAUAAUAAUGGUGUUCUUCGAAUCACUGAUUUUGGACUUGCCAGACGUAUGAUAACCAAUAAUGAAGAUGAUAUAAUUGUUAAAAAUGACUAUACAAACAGAGUGAUCACGUUAUGGUAUAGACCUCCUGAAUUAUUAUUGGGUACUACAGACUAUAGUAGUGAAGUGGAUAUGUGGGGGUGUGGUUGUUUAUUGGUGGAAUUAUUUGUGUCUGGUGCAUUAUUUCAAGGAACAAAUGAACUAGAACAAUUGAUAUCUAUAUUUAAGAUAAUGGGUACCCCAACUUUAGAAACUUGGCCAAAUUUAUUUGAAAUGCCUUGGUUUUUCAUGAUGAUACCAUUAAUACAGGAGAAAUAUGAAGAAACAUUUGAUCUUAAAUAUCAAACAAUGUUACCAAGUUAUGAAUGUUUUAAGAUGGUUAAAGGUUUAUUGCGUUACAAUCAAAGUACUCGUCUGAGUGCAACAGAAGCAUUAGCAAGUCCAUAUUUCACAGAGAACCCACAGCCUGAACCAUUAGUUCUGAAGCCAAAUGAUGGUACACUUGGUGGUUGCCACGAGUAUGAGAUUAAACUUGCCAGAAAACAACAAAAGGAUAAAUCAAAAUAA